UCAGUGACGUGACGCCAACGCCUUAUAUGGCCGGGUUCCGGUGUGAGCGGAGGUCUGAGAUCACUUUUAAGUCUAACGGCGACAGUAGAGGACUGGACUCAGACACGGACGGGUUCUAGAUCCGGACCUGUGACGCAGAACCUGUCAGGAUGACCCGGUCAGCGCGUGUCCUCCCGGUCCUGCUGCUCUCCCAGGCUGUCUCCGCCAUGUUUCCUCGAGCCCAGAACAUCUCGUGGAAGUCCACCAACUUCAAGACGGUUCUGACCUGGGAACCCAAACCGUCAGCUGAUUACUCAUACACAGUGGAGUUCUCAGUGGUUGGAGGGGACAAAGAGCGAAACCAUCACUGUGUCAGAUCCAGCUCUACGACCUGUGACCUGUCUAUGUCUCUGACUAACCUGGAUGUCUGCUACACAGCUGACAUCUUGUCAGAACCCCCGCUUGGUGUGACCUCUGACCUCACAGAGUUCCCACACAGCAGCGCACCUCGUUUCUGCCCGACCACAGACACCGACAUUGGCCGACCAGAAUUCCAGAUAAAGGAGCACGAAGACAAAAAGUCUGUCACGCUGUACGUGUCAGACCCGCUCACCGCUCUCUUUAAAGAUGGCCGCCAGCAGAACAUCAGGGACAUCCUUUCUGACAAGCUCUAUUACAAAGUGACAUAUCGGAAAAAUAAGAGCUCCGGGAAAAAAGAGUUGGAGUCCAAGUCCAGUAAUAUAGAAGUGACUGGUCUGGACCCAGAGGACGGCUACUGCUUCAGCGUCCAGGCCUCCAUACCCAGCAGGACAGCCAAGCAGCUAGGGGAGAUGAGUCAGACGGUGUGCUCCAACAACACCAACCAGUCCAUCAUCAAAGAUUAUUCUCCAGGAGUUAUAGCUGGUUCCAUCCUCUUCGUCGUCGUAGCGAUCAGCAUCAUCAUCGCUGUCACUGUGACCUGCUGCAGACGCAAGAGGAAGGGCCCCAAGAACCGGAGAGUGAGAACGUAAAUUCUCUCUGUAGCGCACACACACACACACACACACACACACACACACACACACACACACACACACACACACUGUGGAACACUGGAACAGAUCCUUCUCUAGUUUCUGUGAAACUUUGAGAUAAAAUGAUGAAUUGGUGUUUUAGGAGAGAUUGAAUCAACAUUUAGUUUUAUGGUUUCUGCUGAUGGUACGCUGGUUAAAUGGGAUUUUAACUUUAACACUCUGAGGGGUUGGGGACACUAAAUAAAAACGUUGCACAGUUUAUUUUUUUAUCUGAUAAUUUAUUGCUUCUAAAGGAAAUGAACAUUGCUCUGCUUGGAUUGAUCUGAGAUAUUUUAUGUUUUAUAUUGUGAAAAUCAAACAUCCUGAUUAAAAUGAAUAUUAAUAAAAUAUUUUUCUGUAAAUGUUGUUAAAUGUGUUUUAAUAAAGCUGGGAACUAAA
Nothobranchius furzeri (turquoise killifish) is the source of this 1430-nucleotide messenger RNA. It is a transcript of the gene f3a, whose product is annotated as coagulation factor IIIa. Gene Ontology annotation, biological process: cytokine-mediated signaling pathway; blood coagulation. The record is from RefSeq and is a predicted model, not a curated record. Lineage: Eukaryota; Metazoa; Chordata; Actinopteri; Cyprinodontiformes; Nothobranchiidae. Gene Ontology annotation, molecular function: cytokine receptor activity; protein binding. Gene Ontology annotation, cellular component: plasma membrane.